Anopheles marshallii is the source of this 1083-nucleotide messenger RNA. It is a transcript of the gene gus, whose product is annotated as protein gustavus. The transcript is spliced from 3 exons. The record is from RefSeq and is a predicted model, not a curated record. Gene Ontology annotation, molecular function: protein binding. Gene Ontology annotation, biological process: intracellular signal transduction; proteasome-mediated ubiquitin-dependent protein catabolic process. NCBI's taxonomy places the organism in Eukaryota, Metazoa, Arthropoda, Insecta, Diptera, Culicidae. Gene Ontology annotation, cellular component: SCF ubiquitin ligase complex. The coding region runs from base 229 to 1071 and encodes 280 amino acids.
GAAGUAGCACGAAAAAGAUACAAAUCUAGCCGGGGUCCGGUGUUAAGGUCAAGCGAACGUCGCCGUCCACAGAGUAUAUCGUCAUCCACCCCCGCACUACUGCCGCGCGUGGUCCUGAACCGCAUCGAUCCUAGAGACUGUGAGCAGCGUAUUCGCGUAUCGUACAAGGUUGCCAUCCGUAGCACCAGAAGCAGUCGCACAAAUAACACCAGCAGUAGUCACAGUGGCAUGAAUAUGGGCCAAAAAAUCAGUGGCAGCGUCAAAACGGUCAGCCGUGAUCAGCCGUCCCCGUUCAUUCCGAAGAUUCCCCGCGAACUGGCAGCUCACUUCCAGCGUCCUGCACGGCUCGACGUACUGCUCGAUAUGCCGCCGGCGCCUCGGGAAACACAGCUUAAGUACUCGUGGAACUCAGAGGACCGAUCGCUAAACGUGUUUGUGAAGGAGGACGACAAAAUGACCUUCCACCGACAUCCGGUGGCACAGAGCACAGACUGCAUACGGGGCAAGGUAGGCUUCACCAAGGGCCUGCACGUGUGGGAAGUGACCUGGUCGACACGGCAGCGCGGAACGCACGCAGUGAUCGGUGUGGCUACCGCUGAAGCUCCCCUGCACUCUGUAGGUUAUCAAAGUUUAGUCGGCCUAAACGAGCAUAGCUGGGGCUGGGAUCUGGGACGCAACAAACUGUUCCACAAUUCCAAGUCCUGUCCGGGCGUCACCUACCCUGCGAUACUGAAAUCGGAGGAAACAUUUCUGGUGCCGGACAAGUUCCUCGUAGCGCUCGACAUGGACGAGGGAACGCUCAGUUUUAUUGUCGACGGCCAGUAUUUGGGUGUGGCGUUCAAGGGAUUGAAGGGACGGAAACUAUACCCGAUAGUAUCAGCCGUCUGGGGGCACUGCGAAAUAACGAUGAAAUACAUUGGCGGAUUAGAUCCCGAACCGCUACCACUAAUGGAUCUCUGUAGGCGCGUCAUUCGCCAGAGAAUCGGCCGGACGUAUUUAGAGGAACGUAUACCAAACCUAGCCCUGCCGCAGUCGAUGAAAACCUAUCUGCUGUAUCGGGAUCGAAGAUAAUAAAACGUCUCU